Triticum turgidum subsp. durum (durum wheat) is the source of this 1353-nucleotide messenger RNA. NCBI's taxonomy places the organism in Eukaryota, Viridiplantae, Streptophyta, Magnoliopsida, Poales, Poaceae. The record is from the annotation of a GenBank genome assembly.
AUGGCGACUGAGAAGAAAAUAAUCAGUCUUACUGUCAAGGUUGGAUUGGUGCUGUUUGCACUAUGCAUUCUUGCGCCGGUUUCGCUCAUGGUGCUGUUCAGGCAUGCAGUUCCUCUGCAGACAUUGAGGUUGCUGUUUUCAGCUGGUUCAGCAUCUUUGGUGGCUUGGGAAGAAGUAAAGAUGUACUCUGCAAACAAAGGAGCGUUAAUGUGUGAGUGUGACAUGUCGAGCCUAAGAUCAGAUGUAUGCGAGCUGAGGGGCGAUGUCCGGGUAAUCCUCUCAAACAUCACCAUCAUUGCCCUCCUCCACCCCAAUGUCUCUGUGAGGCGCCGGUCAUGGAGGAUGAAGCCGCACGCGAGGAAGAAUGAUGGCCAUGCGCUCGCCAAUGUCACAGAGGUGUUGGUGUCGGUCACCCCUUCAUCACCUUACGCUCCGGGAUGCACGGCCGAGAGUGCCGCCCCAGCGGUGGUCUUCUCGGUCGGCGGCUACGCAGGCAACAUGUUCCAUGACUUCACCGACGUACUCAUCCCGCUCUUCAUCACCGCCAGCCGGUUCCGCAGCGAUGUGCACCUCCUUGUCAGCGACGCCCCACCGUGGUGGCUUGACAAGUACCGACCGCUGCUCCAGGGGCUAUCCCGCCAUGCUGUCAUUGACAUGCACAGGCAAAGCGCAGAGGUGCUCUGCUACCCUCAUGUGGUCGUCGGCCUCAGCUUCCACAAGGAGAUGAGUAUCGACACCGCCAAGACUGUCGGUGGGCACUACUCCAUGGCAGACUUUGCCCGCCUUGCCCGGAGAUCCUAUGGCCUCGAGAGAGAUACCGCCAUCCGGCUGCUACAUGGCGGUGACAAUAUCAAGAGCCCGCGGCGCCCCAGGCUGCUCAUCAUUUCCCGGAAGACAACCAGGGCGUUCACCAACAUGGGCGCUGUUGCACAGGCGGCAGCCAUGCUUGGCUACGAGGUGAUCGUCGGCGAGGCGGAGCAGCACUCGGACAUGUCCGCCUUUGCGCGGCUGGUGAACUCGUGCGACGUGCUGGUGGGCGUUCACGGCGCUGGGCUCACCAACCUGGUGUUCCUCCCGCCAGGGGCUGUGGUGGUGCAGGUGGUGCCGCUGGGUGGGCUGGAGGCCAUGGCGAGGGACGACUUCGGGGAGCCGGCUGCCGACAUGGGGCUCGGUUACGUGCAGUACGGCAUCGCCGUCGGGGAGAGCACACUGGCGGAGCUGUACCCACGUGACCGCCGUGUGCUGAGGGACCUGGCGCUCCGGUCGGCGUACCUGGUCAGCCAGAACGUCACGCUUGAUGUCGCUCGGUUCAGUGGCGCCUUGUCCCGUGCUCUGGAGCUUCUUCACCGUUAG